GGCAGGAGCUGCGCCCGGCUCCCGCUGCCGGAGGGGUGGGUCCGUGUCCUCCCCUCCCCCAGCCUUGGGGGCUCCGCGCGGACCCCGCUCCCGCCUGCUGCUGCUGCCGCUAUCGCUGCUCCUCCUCCUCCUCUCCUUCCUCCUCCUCCUCCUCUUCCUCCUCCUUCUCCUCCUCCUCCCCCCAGCCCUAGUCCCUGUCCCAGUCCUCCAGCUCCUGCUCCCCAGCAGGAAUUGCAUGGCCCCCGCGCCGCCGCUCCUGUCUCUGGGAUCGGCCGCCGCCACCACAGUCUUGUCCUGCUCCUGCUCCGCUUCCCACUCGGCUCCUCGCGCAGCUCCAGGAGUCGGCUCCCUCCGCACAGGGCGCUGCUCGGUGCCGCAAGGCUAGAGGCGCCCGCGGCUUGCCGGGCUCCAGAACUGGGCGCUGCGCGCCCCCCAUUCCCAGCUUUUCCCUCGCCUCGGCCCCCUAUCCUGCCGCAGCCCACCUCGCCGGAGGAGAGGGACACCCUCCUUCUCCCUUCAGCCCCCUCCUCCUCGCUGGGGUCACUAUGCCCAGCAAAACCAAGUACAACCUGGUGGACGAUGGUCACGACCUGCGGAUUCCCCUCCAUAACGAGGACGCCUUCCAGCAUGGCAUCUGCUUUGAGGCCAAGUAUAUUGGAAGCCUGGAUGUGCCGAGACCGAACAGCAGGGUGGAGAUUGUGGCUGCCAUGCGAAGGAUACGGUAUGAAUUCAAAGCCAAGAACAUCAAGAAGAAGAAAGUAAGCAUCAUGGUAUCAGUAGAUGGAGUAAAAGUGAUUCUGAAGAAAAAGAAGAAGCUUCUUUUAUUGCAGAAAAAGGAGUGGACCUGGGAUGAGAGCAAGAUGUUGGUGAUGCAAGACCCCAUCUACCGGAUAUUCUACGUCUCUCACGAUUCUCAGGAUCUAAAGAUCUUCAGCUACAUCGCCAGAGAUGGUUCCAGCAACAUCUUCAGGUGUAAUGUCUUUAAGUCCAAGAAGAAGAGUCAAGCUAUGCGGAUUGUCCGGACAGUGGGCCAAGCCUUUGAGGUGUGCCACAAGCUGAGCCUGCAGCACACACAGCAGAAUGCAGAUGGACAAGAGGAUGGAGAGAGUGAAAAGAACAGUGAUAACUCGGGGGAUCCAGCCCGCCAGCUGACUGGAGCUGAAAAGGCCUCCACAGCCACUGCAGAGGAGACUGACAUCGAUGCUGUGGAUAUCCCUCUCCCAGGGAGUGACAUCCUAGAAUUCAGCAGAGGGGUGACUGACCUUGAUGCAGUGGGGAAGGAAGGAGACUCCCUCACAGAAACCAAGGCCUCACUCCACCACCAGGAGAACAUUCUGACUGCCUCACCCAAGAUGCUGCUGCCCUCUUCAUCACAGCUGCCCAGCGUCGGGACCCCAUUGUCCACCCACCACCAGAUGCAACUCCUCCAACAGCUCCUGCAGCAGCAGCAGCAACAGACCCAAGUGGCCGUGGCCCAGGUUCACUUGCUGAAGGACCAGUUGGCUGCGGAGGCUGCGGCUCGACUGGAAGCCCAGGCCCGAGUCCACCAGCUCCUGCUGCAGAACAAGGAUAUGCUUCAGCACAUCUCCCUGCUGGUCAAACAAGUGCAGGAGCUUGAGCUCAAACUGUCAGGACACGAUGCCAUGGGUUCCCAAGACAGCUUGCUGGAAAUCACCUUUCGCUCUGGCGUCCUCCCUGUGCUCUGCGACCCCACGACCCCCAAACCCGAGGACCUCCACCUGCCCCCGCUAGGCCCCAGUUCGGCCGACUUCGCUCACUCAGUGGGCAGCCCCUUAGUUGACCAAAGCAUGUUUGAGAAUUCUAAUACAGCGCCCACACCAAAGCUGCAGCCCAGCCGUUCCUUCCCCCAUCUGUCCAAGUCUUCUGCUUCCAGCUCAACAGCCAUGGGUCCCCUGGAGCCCAGUGGGCCAGGGCUCCGAGUAGGCAGCAGCCAGCACCUCAAGAACCUGGGGAAGGCUGUGGGAGCCAAGGUAAAUGAUUUCUUGCGGAGGAAAGAGCCAGUGAACCUUGGGAACACUGCAGGAGUGAUGGAAAUCAACAAAAAUGCCGGAGCCACACUGUCUGCUCCAGAUGAGACUCCACCAGGGACGUGGCAAGAAGAAGAAAGGUCAGCUCUGUUGGAAGCAUUCCCCCGCCUUGAUCCACCUCCUCCUGUGACCAGGAAGCGCACUCCUCGGGCCCUGAAGAGCCCCCAAGACAUGCUGAUUUCACCCCAGCCUGUUGUGAGCAGCCUGGAAUAUGGGGCGGAGCUGUUGGCUGGGCCACCCCCAGAGCCAGCUUCCACGGUGCCCAGCCUAGGAGAGUUGGUCUCCGAUGACAGCCUGGGACCAGAGGGUUCCACGGAGAUGGUGCCAGGGAGCGAGACCCUGCCCAAUGGAGAGGGCCCCUUGUCAGUACCAGACCUCAUCCACAAGGACACUCAGAGUGAUUUCAAGCUGAGGACGACUGAGUGGAGAAGGGCCUCCUCCCCGAGCCUCACUGAAAAAAAUGGCCUCAAACUCAGUCUGGGUCCUAUUGGCCUGACUGAGUCCCAGGAAGAUGGCAGCCCUCCACCUCGGGCAAGGACCGCCAGCCUUGACAAUGAAGGACCUCACCCAGACCUACUGUCCUUCGAGUAGAUCUUCCAGCCCCUCUCCCCCUAAAGGAGCACCACGGUCCCUCCUCUAAAUUUGGGAAAAGACAUCCUUGCCUUCUUUUUCCACUGUCCAGGGAGGUCCUGUCUCAGACUCCCUCUCCCCCUUUUAACCACCACACUUGAAGACACUAUCAGGUUUCCAGGUUGAGGCCCUGCCUUAGCCCAGGAGCUCCCAGUCCUGAGUAGCCUCCUAGUAGUAGCUUUGCUUGUGUCUAGAUGAUUUUUCUCUCCUGGGGAGGGGGAAGGAAAGGGGAGGGUAACUCCUGUCACAUUGUAGUCCCCCUCACUUCCUUGGUGUCUCCCCAAUGCUAUUCCGUGCCCAUUUGUCCUCUGCUGCACCCACACACAGUUGGGCUGAUGAUGCAGGUCUGGUUUCACUUUGAUUUAUAAGUGAUACUUAAUAAAAAGUCCUGUUGAUGCUGGCAGUAACCCUCAGGAACAUGCUGGCCACACUUCAUUCUUCUGAUAAAUACACAAGCCCCCCGGGUGAUGAGACCAUCUUUAGAAUUCUGUCUCUGGAAUGCAGCUCUCUUCUCUGCUGGAGACUUGGGUUCCUCUCCUCCACUCCCCUCUGGUGAUGGGGUCUCCCAUUUCCUGCCUUGAUCUCCAUGGGCAGCCUGGGAAUUCCCUCAGGGCUCAAUCCAUCUUGGGAGAGGGGGUUCUCGCUGGACUGAAGCAAUCACGUCAAUGCAGGCAAUGAUUGGUUUGGCUUGAUGAUGGCUCUGCUUGCCUUGAAAGCCAUACAGAGCAGCCUGAGCCCCAGUGAGAAGGUAGCCUUAGGUGUGGAUCUAUGGUGAGCCCAUAAGUCCACUCUCUGCUCAUAAUCUCUGUUCUCUUUGUUCAAGUAGGAAGAGAAGGAAGCUGGGAAAGUUGUGUGCUAAGUUUGAGCAGCCUCUGAGCUGCCUGCCCUAUUCAGCAUACCACUCUUCACAAGGGACAGCAAAUCAUCAACUGAGGUCUUCCUGGGGUCCCAUAUUGAAGUAGGCCCUGAAAAUGCCCCUAACUAAAGUUGCUCGGUUUCUUCCUUUCUUCCUUCCCUGUGGGCCCUUCCAGCUUAGCCAGGAUGAUUAAUUGGAAACUUUAUCCCACCACCUACCCUUUAAGCUGUCCCCAUGAAGGAAGAUAGCACCUACCUCCCCAGGUGAAUGAAGGCAGAGCUGAGCUGGCCCUGGAGGGAAUGAGCUCUUUUUGAAUUCCUUUUUUGGUGAAGAGGUUUGGCAUCCAAGGAACUGACUUGAGGAGGUUCUGUGAUGGCCAAACCCUUUGAACUAUAUGUGUCCAAAGGUGGUAGAAAGAAUGGGGUUGGUUACUAGGACCAAGAACCAUGGAAGGAGUGUCAGGAGAGCUUUUCAGCACUUCUGGAAUUGGCCUCAUACUGAUAUGACAUGCCUGAAAGGAUAUGAACCUAGAGUUGGGUCUAAGUAAGUGUGUACACAUACAUUUUGAGAAUCAAAGGAGAGGGUACAGUAUGUGAAAGGAGGAUUGGAGUGAGAUAUGAGAGAGAUGGAAAGUCAUUAAUAGUGUGGUUUUAUCCCCUGCCAAACUACUUUUAACCAAGGAGAAGGUCCUAUGGCAAAUGCUGGCACCCCUAGAGUCCUGCUUUGUCCAUAGAAGGGUACCAGGCCUGCUCUUGUCUUCGCUCUGAUUCCUCAGGGCCUUUACCUCACACUUUCCACCUGCUUGCAGGACCCACCGAGGCUAUCCCUGGUUAUCCAGCUCCCCCUUCUGAGUUUAUAAUCCAUUGUUUGUUCCUGUUUUCCACCAGGAGCCUUGGGGUGCUGCCUUCCUGUGGCCAAGAGACUGUGUAAGGGGGUGAGCCCAAGCCAGGCAGCAUGCACAUCGAGAAGAGACCAGGCCUCCUUCAGGAGGAGGGCUUCAUUUCCUAGGGAGGGGCCUGGGUAGGAUUCACAUCCUGAGAGGAGGCAGCUUUCUGGGAACCUUCCAAGCUAGCCUAGUUCUCCCUCCUGUCUGUUCCUGUGCUGAGAUUCCUCUUCCCUCUACCUUUGCUUUUCAUCUGCCUCUACGGCUGACUUUCUAGAAGGAGUCGAGGGAUGGAUGAAGCCUUGUUCUUUGCUGCCCCCCAGGUGCCACCUCUCGCUUUAUAGGCACAGAGCUCUGGAAGUUUGGAAGCUAUUGGAUGCAUCCCUGAGGAGUGGGCUGCCUCUCAUUCUGUCUUUGCCACCAUCAGCAGUGAUCUCUCAUCACUCUCUCUGCCCUUCUACCCAAAUCAGGAUGGGCUUCCCCCAUUCCUGUAUAGACCUCAUCUCUAUCUCCUCAGAAGAGUGGUCCUGGACCUUCUAUUGGACAUUCGAGGCAUUGUGAUGGCUAUCGGAGAGUACCAGAGAGAAUCCAGACACCCAGAGCAUGGCCUUUUUUAGCCCCAAAGUGUCACAGGAAUGAGGUGUGACCAGACCACUAAGCAGAGCAGACCCUGGCAUGUGGUCUUCCUGAUGACUUGAGGUUUCCCAAGAUAACUCAGGGUUCUGUGUUUGUGGUAAGGAGACUGUAGAUCUGUACCUGAAGGGUGCUCUCAAGAUGAGCCUUGGCCCUCCAUGCCAGGAGCUAGGCUUGCAUUUCUGAGAAAUAAAGCAAUUUACCUCAGGUGAUCUCCCUGUCACCUUGGCCCUAUAUCUCUCCAGAGAUCAUGGUAGUACAGGCCAUGGAUACUGAUUUGGAUUCUUUUGGCAACUAUGCCCCUCACCUUUCAUCCAUUCCAAAGCUGUUGUCAUUAGCCACAGAGCGACUGCUCUGAUGUUCCCAGGUCUGGACCAGAGCCUAACCCACUUGGGGUUGGUUGGUCUUUGUCUUCAAUUGUCACUAAAGUCAUUACAGGGUUCCCACAUAAGUAUAUCCAUGGAAUUAAUGAAGCUAGGCUUCUCCAAUUUCUAUUCAGUCUCUCAGUGCUCUCUGUCCUCUCCCCACAUCUCCCUUGCAAAACAGGGUGUUCUAUCUACCUCACCAAGACCCUCAGAAGCUAAAGUCUGGGACCUGCAGGUUCUCUCUUGAAGGAUCAAUCAUGUCUAGUCUGAACAAUGACUUUAAAACUUCCAAUCAUGAAGAGAGACAUUUAGGCCAUGUUGCCUUGUCUACCCAAAUUACCAAAUGAUUUCCCGGACCCACCUCAGUCAUCCGCCAUCCAAGGAGUUAAGUUAAUGCAAGUCACUAAUGCAGCCAGUGGCCUCCUUUGGGCAGCUUUGGAAGCCCAACUUCUCAGGAAGGGAGGGUGAACUAGAGAGAAGGGGAAGGUUGGAAAGGGACAUCUCAACUCUCCAAAAGUGAAGAGAGAUAAGAGAUGGCUUAUUUUCUUUCUCCAUCACUCCCCUACACCCACUUUGGUCUGCAUAUCCAGAUAUAUAUGCCCUGGUCUGUAGAGACCAGAUGGAGAGCUUUCAAAAACCUGGAAACAUUUCUGACAUGAGAGCUUUUCCAAGCAUCACCUGUGUGACGUAGACCAUCAGAACUAGAAGGGUGUUGGAGCUCCUCUGGUCCCAUCCCUUUGUUUUGCAGAUGAGCAAAUGAGCCCAGAGAGAGGAAGGGGAGGUGGCAGAGCUAGUCAAUGGCAGAGCCAAGAUUGGAUUCCGGAGGGACUCCAAGACGGAGCAGUCUUUCCACUAUGACGCAUUGCACAGAUGGAAAUGUAUAUGUAUAUUGCUCAUGUGGAAGCAUAUGUAUAUGUGUUAUAUAUGUGGAUAUCUAGACAGACGUGUAUCCAGUCUUUUUAAUGAAUGGAGGUGGGUGGGAAUCUUUGGUUGGAUUCAGUUGUAGGGAGGAAGAAAAAUAUCAGAUUUAUUGUUUUUAUAGAGUCUAUAUUUUUAGGAAUUUUCUGUAGAAAGCAGCUGAUUGCACAAUAAAAGGGUUUGGUUGUUUUUUUCCUGACA
Molecule: messenger RNA, 6534 nt
Organism: Trichosurus vulpecula (common brushtail)
Lineage: Eukaryota; Metazoa; Chordata; Mammalia; Diprotodontia; Phalangeridae
Gene: NOS1AP
Product: nitric oxide synthase 1 adaptor protein
Exons: 12
Coding region: 546-2639 (697 amino acids)
Molecular function (GO): nitric-oxide synthase binding
Source: RefSeq, a predicted model, not a curated record